GCUCUCUUCGUGCGUGCGGGGCGGCUCAGGCCAGUGUGCGCCUGAGCUGGCGCGGGCUCCGGGAAGCUCCGGGCUGAGGCGGGCGGGGCCGGGUUCCGCCGGGGCUGAGCAUCGCGGGGCGUAAAAGAAAAGAUGUUUUCCCGAUUAAGAGCAGUUGCUACUCCUUGUACUGUGGCACGCCGUCAUUUGCACACGAAAGAGAAAGGCAAGCCACUCAUGUUGAAUCCAAGAACAAACAAGGGAAUGGCUUUUACAUUACAGGAACGACAAAUGCUUGGUCUUCAAGGACUUUUACCUCCCAAAAUAGAGACACAAGAUAUUCAAGCCUUACGAUUUCAUAAAAACUUGAAAAAAAUGACCAGCCCUUUGGAAAAAUACAUCUAUAUCAUGGGAAUACAAGAAAGAAAUGAGAAACUGUUUUAUAGAAUACUACAAGAUGAUAUUGAAAGUCUAAUGCCGAUUGUAUACACACCAACAGUUGGUCUUGCUUGUUCCCAGUAUGGACACAUCUUUAGAAGACCUAAGGGAUUAUUUAUUUCAAUCUCAGACAGAGGUCAUGUUAGAUCAAUUGUGGAUAACUGGCCAGAAAAUCAUGUUAAGGCUGUUGUGGUGACUGAUGGGGAAAGAAUUCUGGGUCUUGGAGAUUUGGGUGUCUACGGAAUGGGAAUCCCAGUAGGAAAGCUUUGUUUAUAUACAGCUUGUGCAGGAAUACGGCCUGAUAGAUGCCUGCCUGUCUGUAUUGAUGUUGGAACUGACAAUCAAGCACUCUUAAAAGAUCCAUUUUACAUGGGCUUGUAUCAGGAAAGAGAUCGCUCACAACAUUAUGAUGAUCUGAUUGAUGAGUUUAUGAAAGCAAUUACUGACAGAUAUGGCCGGAACACACUUAUUCAGUUUGAAGACUUUGGAAAUCAUAAUGCAUUCAGGUUCUUGAGAAAAUAUAGAGAAAAAUAUUGUACCUUCAAUGAUGACAUCCAAGGGACAGCUGCAGUAGCUCUAGCAGGUCUUCUUGCAGCCCAAAAAGUUACCAGUAAACCGAUCUCAGACCACAAAAUCUUAUUUCUUGGAGCAGGCGAGGCUGCCCUUGGAAUUGCAAAUCUUAUAGUUAUGUCUAUGGUAGAAAAUGGACUCUCAGAAGAAGAGGCACAAAAGAAAAUCUGGAUGUUUGACAAGUAUGGUUUAUUAGUAAAGGGUCGGGAUGCUACAAUAGAUAGUCAUCAGGAACCAUUUGUACACCCGGCCCCAGAGAGCAUACCUAAUACUUUUGAAGAUGCAGUAAAUAUACUUAAGCCUUCAGCUAUAAUUGGAGUUGCAGGUGCUGGCCGGCUUUUUACUCCUGCGGUAAUCAAAUCCAUGGCCAGUAUCAAUGAACGGCCUAUAAUAUUUGCAUUAAGUAAUCCAACAGCACAAGCUGAGUGCACACCUGAGGAAGCAUACACACUUACGGAGGGGAAGUGUUUGUUUGCCAGUGGCAGUCCAUUUGGGCCAGUGAAACUCCAAGAUGGGCGAGUCUUCACACCAGGUCAAGGAAACAAUGUAUAUAUUUUUCCAGGUGUGGCUUUAGCUGUUAUUCUCUGUCACACCCGACAUAUCAGUGACAAUGUUUUCCUUGAAGCUGCAAAGGCACUGACAAGUCAGUUGACAGAUGAAGAGUUAGCCCAAGGGAGACUUUACCCACCACUUGCGAAUAUUCAGGAAGUUUCAAUUAACAUUGCUAUUAAAGUUACAGAAUACUUAUAUGCUAACAAAAUGGCUUUUCGAUACCCAGAACCUGAAGACAAGGCCAAGUAUGUUAAAGAAAGAAUCUGGCGAAGUGAAUAUGAUUCCCUGCUGCCAGAUAUGUAUGAAUGGCCAGAAUCUGCAUCAAGACCUCCUCCAAUAAUAGAAUAGAGGCAUCCCACUGAUAAACACUUUCCAUACA
This is a messenger RNA of Chinchilla lanigera (long-tailed chinchilla), 1918 nucleotides long. It is a transcript of the gene Me2, whose product is annotated as malic enzyme 2, NAD(+)-dependent, mitochondrial. Gene Ontology annotation, cellular component: mitochondrion. The record is from RefSeq and is a predicted model, not a curated record. Gene Ontology annotation, biological process: pyruvate metabolic process; malate metabolic process. Lineage: Eukaryota; Metazoa; Chordata; Mammalia; Rodentia; Chinchillidae. Gene Ontology annotation, molecular function: malate dehydrogenase (decarboxylating) (NAD+) activity; NAD binding; malate dehydrogenase (decarboxylating) (NADP+) activity.